Messenger RNA from Talpa occidentalis (Iberian mole), 5899 nucleotides. Its product is annotated as protein NPAT. Lineage: Eukaryota; Metazoa; Chordata; Mammalia; Eulipotyphla; Talpidae. Gene Ontology annotation, molecular function: protein binding; transcription coregulator activity. Gene Ontology annotation, cellular component: nucleus. The record is from RefSeq and is a predicted model, not a curated record.
GGGUUGCAUUUCGGCGCCUUUCUGCCCUCCACGCUCACGAUUGGCUGGCGUGGAGCGAAAGAGGCGGGACAAAUUGCCGCGGGUUCAGUGCCGCCACUGGAACCGGGAGAUGCGGCGCAGAAGCUGUCGCUGUGUUGGCUUUUCCCCGGGUCUCGUCUUGUACUGCGGCUCCUUCUGCGGUUUCGGUCAUGUUGUUACCUUCGGACGUAGCCCGGCUGGUCCUGGGUUAUUUACAACAGGAAAACCUCACUUCUACCUGCCAGACUUUUAUUUUGGAAAGCUCAAAUUUAAAAGAAUAUGCAGAACACUGUACAGAUGAUGGUUUUAUCCCAGCCUGCUUACUGUCCUUAUUUGGAAAAAACUUGACAACAAUUUUGAAUGAAUAUGUAGCUAUGAAAGCAAAAGAAACAUCAAAAGAUGUCCCAGCAAUAAUGUCAUCUCUGUGGAAGAAGUUAGACCACACACUUUCUCAGAUCAGGAGCAUGCAAAGUUCUCCAGGGUUUGCUGCCAGUCAGAGAGUCCGAACAAGAAAUGGAAUUGCUGAAAUCAAGCGGCAAAGAAGACUUGCAUCUCAAGCAGCUCCUGUCAGCUCAGAAUUGCUGACUUUACCUUACCUUCCAGAACAAUUCACUGCUUCUCCUUUGACAGCUACACCAGUUAAUCGGCCAACGGGCCAGAUUUCAGCUUCUUUAAGAUCAAAUUUUGUAGUUGUCAACCAUUCACAGUCACAAGACACUGUGACCACUGGAGAAACUUUAAAUAUCAUUCCUGGUCCUCAGGAAAAGAAAAAUCAUGCCAGUUUAAUGUCACCUGGUAGGCGCAAAAGUGACUCUCAAAGGAAAACAAUCACUCUUUCUGGGCCUCAUUCAACAAUACGAAAUUUCCAAGAUCCAAAUGCAUUUGCAGUAGAAAAACAAAUGGUUAUUGAAAAUGCACGGGAAAAAAUACUAAGCAACAAAUCUCUUCAGGAAAAACUUGCAGAAAACAUCAAUAAAUUUUUGACUAGUGACAACAAUAUUGCUCAAGUACCUAAGCAGACAGAUAGCAGCCUUACUGAGCCAGAAACCUCAAUUGAUGAACUAUUUGGACUUCAGAGUGAAAUUCACAUGUCUGAAGAAGUUAUACAGGAUAUAUUGGAACAAACAGAAUCAGAUCCAGCAUUUCAGGCACUGUUUGAUCUCUUUGACUAUGGUAAAACAAAGAAUAAUAAAAAUAUAUCACAAGGCAUUUCUGACCAGCAUAUGGAAACUGAUGCCAAUGUUGUCUUAGUAGAUGAAACAAAUCUCUCAGUUAAAGAUUCUUUUAAAACAGAAGAAUCUGAUGCACGAUCUGUUGAGCCCCCAUUUUGUACAUCCUACCAAAGUGAAGACUCAGCAAAUGCUUUGAAGGAUGGCACCAACCAGAAUGAUCUUAGACAGGAAGUCCGGGAACAUUUUCCCCAAAUAAGCCCUAGCAUACAGAAAAAGGCCUUUAAAACAGUUGUACCUUCUCAACAAAAGUGUACCCUUGAUAUUACCUUUGAAUCUGUGCCUAACUUGAAUGACUUUAACCAAAGAGUAAAUUCUAAUGCUGAAUGUAAUCAGCAUUGUGCUGAAUUAUACAGCAGUCAGGUGACCGCUGAAACUGAAAUGGCUCUGGAAGUUGAAAACAAUUCUUUGUGUCCAAGUGUGCCAAAUGAGUCUCAUUUACAGCCUCAUCAAUGUGAUAUACCAAUAACUUCAUUUGUUUCCCUUGGUGGUGAAACUAACAAUGAAAACUUAAUCCUCUCUGGGAAAACUUCUCAAUUUUUAUCCCAUAAUACUCCAUUAACUGGGAAGCCAACUAGAAAAAGUCAAUUUUGUGAAAGUUCUAAGGAUACAGGAAUACUUAAAACUAGUCUGCUUGGUUCCAAGUCACCAGAUUCUAGUGAAAUUCACCAGAGUAAAAUUGAAAUUAAUAAUGUAUUACCAGUUGCAUCACAACAGCUUUCAGAUUGCCAAGGUAAUUCUUCACUUCAGAGUAAAAUAUUACCAGUGUCUGUUGAAAGUUCAUGUUUAAAUAUAUCUGAACAAGUAGAAAUUUGUGUUGGCGAUUCAUUAUCUUCAAUUAAACACCCAUCUAAUGAUUCAUCACCUAUUGAAUUAAAUCAUACAGACCAAGAAAUUCUGCCCUCCAAGUCUGAGAAAGUUGUUUUGGAGUCACAAGAGCCUUCAUCUUCUGUAAAAGAAGGUGGAGAAAGUAUUUUUCUCUCUUUAGGUGAAAAUGAAAACUGUAGGGAAGUUGCAUUGAUCCCUCCAGAAGGUAAUCCUAUAGAAGAUAGACACACUCUUCCUUCUGAACCUGUGUGUUCUUCAAUGGGAGAUUCUCGCCCUGAGUCCCAAAAUACUGGUAAAUCUGCUGGUGACAACUCAAAUGAGAUAGAUGCAUCAAAUAUUGUGUCUCUGAAAAUUAUCAUCAGUGAUGAUCCAUUUGUUUCCUCGGAUGCUGAACUUAAUAGUGCUGUUUCUAGUAUCAGCGAAGAAAACUUGCCAACUAUAAUUUUGUCUUCUGCUAAAUCACCUGCAAAAAAUGCAGAAUUAGUUAAGUGCCUGUCUUCAGAAGAAACUGCAGGUGCCACCACAUCUGCUGAAGGAAUAGAGGAUUCAGCUUCAGUGGAACAGAGCCUGCUAGGGCUCAAACCUGAAGACUCUGCAGUGAACGGCACUCAGAAUGAGGACAGCAUAGCUUUUUCAGCGAAUGUUUCACCGUGUGUUUCAAAGGAUGGAGGAUACAUACAGUUGAUGCCAGCCACAAGCACAACUUUUGGCAAUUCAAAUAACAUUCUAAUAGCUACCUGUGUGACUGAUCCAACAGCCUUGGGAACAACUGUAAGUCAGUCUAAUGUUGUGGUGUUGCCUGGAAACUCUGCACCUAUCACUGCUCAACCUCCACCACCUCAGUUACAGACACCACCCAGGGCAAACAGUGUAUUUGCUGUCAACCAAGCUGUGUCACCCAGCUUUUCACAAGGAUCUGCCAUCAUAAUCGCUUCUCCAGUCCAGCCUGUACUCCAGGGAAUGGUGGGAAUGAUCCCUGUGUCUGUGGUUGGACAGAAUGGAAAUACCUUUUCUGCUCCUCGACAGGUCCUUCAUAUGCCUUUGGCAGCACCUGUAUGCAGUAGAAGUAUCUCUCAAUUCCCCAUCCCUCCAAAAUCUCAGAAGACUCAGGGAGUAAGAAGCAAGCCUUGUACAGGAAAACAGGUAAAUAAUUUGGUGGAUUCGUCGAGUCAUUUAGUUGGAUGCUCUGCCCAAAGAGUUGAAGUUUCUGACAAGAAGUUGACCACAGAUCUUGGGAAAAAAUUGGAAGAAACCACCGUUCCCUUGUCAGCAGAGAAUGUAGUUCCAACUAGCAAGCCAUUUGAAAGCCACAGGCGUGUACUUUGUUUUGAUAGCACUGCUUCUCCUGUGGCAAAUACACAGGGGCCAAACCAUAGGGUGGGGUCCCACAACAAAGAGAAGAAUGACGUUUUACUUCCUAAUCUUGACUUACCCCUUUCGUCCUCCACCUUAAAACCCCCUUCUCAUAAUGCUCUCAAAAGAGAGAAACCUCCUGUGCCUAAGAUUUUAUCUAAAUCAGAAACUGCCAUUAGUAGACAUACCACCAUAAAAGAAACUCAGUCAGAAAAGAAAGUUUCACCAACAGAAGCUGUACUUGAAUCUUUCCAUAAAGCAACAGCUAACAAGGAGAAUGAAUUAUGCAGUGAUAUGGAAAGAAAAAAUCCAGAAACCUCAAAACUGUCUAAUGGACAGCAAAAUGGGGGUUUAAGAAAUGAGAAAACUAUAACUUCACUGCAAGAACUAACCAAAAAACAAGGCACAGCCUCAAAUGGUAAAAAUGUCACUUCAGUGGGUCCAACUGUGAAGGAUCUGAAACAAGAACAGACCAAAUCUGCCAAUUCUUUGAUGAGCCCCCUAACCAAACAUCCUUCAGAAAUGUUACAAGAUGUUCAGUGGCAUAGUCCAGUCAGUAGGCUCCCUGAUAGCGCUGACUUACCUGUUCCCCGGACACCUGGCUCAGGGGCAGGGGAAAAGCAUAAGGAAGAACCUGCUGAUGGUAUCAAGGUCCCCUCCAGCAGGCGUUUCGGUGAGGACAGUAGCGUGCCCAAAGUGAUGGUCCCCCCUGUCACUCCAGACUUGCCUGCCUGCAGCCCCGCCAGUGAGACUGGGAGUGAGAACAGUGUAAACAUGGCUGCCCACACACUGAUGAUUCUCUCUAGAGCAGCCAUCUCAAGAACUGCUUCUACUCCUCUGAAAGACAACACGCAGCAGUUCAGGGCCUCUUCAAGGAGCACAACAAAAAAGCGGAAAAUUGAGGAAUUAGAUGAGCGGGAGCGCAGCCGUACUUCUGGUAAAAAUCUUGCAAAUUCAUCAAUACCAAUGAAGAAGAAGAAAAUUAAGAAAAAGAAGCUACCCAGUUCAUUUCCAGCUGGAAUGGAUGUGGACAAAUUUUUGUUAUCAUUACAUUAUGAUGAGUAAAUAUGAACGUAUUAGAAUAAUAGGUGUAAAACUCUUAUCCCUUAAGCUGUGAGUGUAGGGAAUGAGAUAUUGACAGACUCUGAAAGCAUGACCUGCACUUUCCUUGUACUGAAAUUUCACUUUAUAUCUAAAUCAUGCUGUUUCUGAAGCAGCUUCCUACUUGUAAAUAGAUUUAACUGGUAUAUUUUUUAUUUUGAAAAAAAUUUGCAGAAAUGUAAGUAAAGCCAAUCUGCAAAACUGUAUAGCUUUGACAAUUGCAUAUGUAAAUGUUGUAUAAAUCUUAUUGAAAUAGAGCUUAGAUCAACCUAAUAUUCUUACACUGUGUUUUUUGACUUAUGAUCCCUCAUUCUGAGGCUUAUUCAUCUGAAAUAGUUUCUCACUUUUGGGGGGAAAAUGCUUUUCCUUGUAGAUUGCUUUCAGUAACUGUCCAACUAGACACUGAAAGACAUAGCCACUAAGUAAUACAAAAUGAUAACUACUUCACCUGGUAGUGAUCAGAAAAUAAGUGUUUGGAGUUUUUCACCCCUUCUUAUAAUUGCAGUAAAGAAUAUAUUUCUGGACUUUACACCUUAAUUGUUUCUUCUGGUCAUUCUGGACUUCUCUUUUAAAAUGGGAAUUUUGUAAACCAUUUGCGCGUCCUGAUCCUUUGUUUAUAACUUUUAAGGUCUUUUACAGAACUAAGUCUCGACUAUUGAGCCAUAUAAAAUUUGGUUAUGUAGUUGGAAUUUCUUGGUAUGUAUAUUAUUUUCCCCUGAAUACUGGGGAUCUAAAGAAUUGCACUAAUUCAUAAACCUCUUUACAUAGUAGUGACCAAUGCACAUUUAAUUUAAAUCUUGUAUUCUAUAUUAAAGUGUGUGUGAAGGAUUAUCUUCUGGUAUUAUUUUAGAAAGCCAUGUCCAUCAUAAGAUGUAAAAAGAGGAAUCAUAGUUUUAUAUUUUAAUUUAGUUUCUUCUAAGUGGGCUGUUAAAUGACUGUAUCUGUAUAGCACAUUGUCUUUGAGCCCCUCAAAGUGUCAUAAAGAAUUAUUCUCAAAAAAGUCCUUAAGGAGAAAGAGGUGCCUUUUCUGUAUUAAACAUAAACAUCAGUCAAGUUGAAGAAUUGGCUUAAACUUUUAAAUGAGAACAGAAAUUAUGCAGGUUCCCCCUGCUAUCCAAAAGUAGGACAUUCCUAUUUGGUAUGAUCUGGUAGGUUAUUUUAGGAGUCUGAGAACACUGAAAAGGUUUUCCAUAUAAAUGGUAAAAGUAUUCCUAGACCCAAAAAAUAACCUGCCGAAACAUACCAAAUCAGAACAUUGUGCUUUCAGAUUGCGGGGGAAACCUGUAAUUUGUAUGUGACCAAUUGUGCCUAGAUAUUAAAGUAUGUUCUUUUAAGUGUUUUCUGUUUGGUUUCAUAUCAAUAUAUUAAAG